AUGUCCGACGCCCAGCACCCAUCCAAUGGUACGCAGCCGCCGACGUCGCCGAAAGGCCACCCGUUACCGCGCCGGUCGUCCCCCGAGAACUCUAUAACCCUUCGCCACCACCGUUUGGCCCACGAAGCGAGUGCGAAAGCAUUAUCGAAGCGCGCUGCUGCUGCGGCAGAAACCAGCUCAGGAUCAUCACCACAUCGGCACUCAUCUGGGGAGAGCCAUAACACCGGACCCAGUGAUCCCAAGAAAUGGUUCGAGCAAAGUAACGAGAACCCUGCCGUCUUGUACUCAAAUGCGAUCGAUGUUGACCCCCCAUUUUUUCAAAAAGAGAGCGAUUCUUCUCAUGAAGACAACACGCAACCCACCAGCUACCCCACGCAUCUUAAACGUUCCAUAGGAGGUACUCUUAAGCCGAGUGCUACGCACAGUAGUAGCGCCGAUGAUUACCGGAGUGUUAUUGACGAUUUAACUGUUGAAAUAAAGAGGCUCAAGGACGAGUUGAAGCGGUAUAAGCAGAGAGGGCCCGAGAUGAUGAAGCAAGACAGACUGUUUGAGAUCAAGGUCCACGGGCUUCCGAAACGCAAGAAGAGGGAGUUGGAAAUUACCCUUCGCGACUUCGCAUCCGGCCUGGAAAGCAGCACUCCCAGUGCAGAGGCGUCUUCGGGCCGGAACAAAGGUAGCCACAAGGCCCGGCUGGAGUCUGGAUCAGGAUCAGCUUCAAAGCAUGCAUCGUCGACGUCAGGGUCGCACUCGCGACCCGUCGAUUCUGCAUAUGCAUCGAUGUCCACCGGUGCUAACUCGUCUGGGACUUCGCUGGCACGGCCGUCCGCCAGUUCAAGAGCCAAGUCGUCAGAACAAAAGGUGGAAAACUAUCUCAAAGACAUCCCCGAAGGGUUGUAUCCACGCCACAUGGUCAUGACCGACAAGGACAAGAAGAAACUAAUCGUUCGACGGUUGGAGCAAAUCUUCACAGGCAGGAUUAGUGGCCGGAGUGUGAGCCGGCACCAGCCAAAAUCUUCUGGGAACAUCGCUUCUUAUGCUCCCAUUAUGGUGGAACCAGCGACUGGGAACACAACGACGACCCACGGACCAUCCAACGUCCCUACGGGCUUUUUUGAGCCUUCUCGAGAGGCACGCAUCCUGGGGUCGGAAGAGGGGAAGAAUCGAGCGAAAGACAAUGGAUCUACCUCUAACGGUGAUCAACUCGACACCGGCGGCAAUUCCGCAGUUGCUGGCACGUCACCGCCAGACCCACCAUUUCCGGAGCAGCGACCCACCCGGCCGCUGGACCUCGAUCCGGAUCGGAAGCAGAACCCAUCCGCGAAUAUGGACUACAUCCGCCAUCUUGGCCUGGCUCCACCCCAUUUGACCGGACUCGCGACAUACGAGGAUGUGUCCCCUGACGCUGACGGCUGGGUUUAUCUAAACCUCCUCUGUAACAUGGCCCAGUUGCACAUGCUCAACGUCGCACCUGACUACAUUCGCAGCGCUGUCUCUGAAAAGAGUACCAAGUUUCAGCUUUCAUCUGAUGGUCGAAAAAUCCGAUGGCGCGGAGGCACCGAUGGAACAAAGUUCAGCAGCGACAGCUCUGGGGAAACCUCUCAUACCAGCCGUUCAGAGGAGUCAGAUGCGGCGAAUGACGAACACACGAAGAAACGCAAACGCCGCCAAGGACCCAAGAGUGGAUUGUACCCUUCCUCCGCGGGCCCGAAUUCAUCGGAUCAGUCGAAAUUUGACCCGCAAAUGUCGUCCGCCGACAGCUUCCACUACAAGCCGCUAUUUGUCCACCAGUCAUCAUCGGCCGAGCAAACGUCUCUCGAUGACUCGAACUCUUCGGGUGCCGGCGAAGACAGCAACAAUGGGGCGUCGCGAUGGGGAAACAGUGGCUCAGGAUCGGCCCCUCGAAAGAGACGUCGCUUAGAUGGUGCCAUUAUCUAUUACAGUGGCGCCCCCUUCUGUAUGGACUUAUCCGGCGACCCUGGGGACUUGUCCCCUUCUUCCUACUUGACCUCUACUGGGCAGGAACAGCAGUCGCCCAGCUCGCAAAACUCAAGGCCUGGACCGCAGCGCACGCAGUCGGGAUCAGCGCUUGCCUACCGCCCCCUGACAGAUGACAAAACGGCAUCCAGCGUGGCAGUUGCGACAGAAAUGGGCUCUGAUGAUAGCGACAUGGAUAUUGAGGCCGAAUUUCCAUGGUCCGACCGGCCUCAAGACCUUGUCGCCAACAGCUUGGACGCAUGUGGCCUCGGCGGAGUUAUCCCAGACGAUCACUUCCGGGUCAUCGCCACCACAAGAAGACCCAAAAUCAGUGCGACUUCUUCCAGCUCCUCUGGGCUCGAACGCAACGACGUUGCCAAUCUCGUCGACAGAAUCACGUCUCCCUUGGGAUCCACGUCCCGGGUUGGGUUGCUCAAACCCAAGUCAAAGAGCCAUCUCCCUGUUACCAUCGAAUACACGUCCCGAUCCAUCGAAAAGCUGAACCCUGCGCCUCUACCUCCCCCGGGUAUGUACUUCUCUUUUGACAGUGAUUCCUCUGGUACGUCGGUCGAAGACGUUUCGGAGCCAGAGGACGAACCGAUGGCGUUGGUUGGAAGCUUCGGAGUCCAGGGUCACCCCUCCACAAUCGAGAACCAGUAUCCUGAUGAUGUGGAUAUGUCGAGUGGAGACGAGGAAGAUGUCGAGCCGGAUGAUGGAGAUGAGCCGGUGGUUAAAGUGGAUGAUCACAGCAGCGAUGGGUUCGCUAUACCCAACCUACCUCGUGCUGCUCACCGCGCCAGCAGUAGCAGUGCUGUCGCCGCCGCUGGAACAGCUAGAAGCCGUAGCAAGAGUUUUAGUGCUGAGCUUCUUGUAGGCACGGGCAGCUCGGUUGCUACUGCCGGUGGAGCUGAGAGUGGCUACAGCAGUAGCCUAGAGGAGAGCGGUUGA
Colletotrichum graminicola M1.001 is the source of this 2922-nucleotide messenger RNA. RefSeq lists its product as uncharacterized. Bases 1 to 2922 code for a protein of 973 amino acids. Gene Ontology annotation, cellular component: nucleus; cytoplasm. Lineage: Eukaryota; Fungi; Ascomycota; Sordariomycetes; Glomerellales; Glomerellaceae. Gene Ontology annotation, biological process: regulation of DNA-templated transcription; circadian rhythm. The record is from RefSeq and is a predicted model, not a curated record. The transcript has 2 exons.